This is a messenger RNA of Branchiostoma belcheri (Belcher's lancelet), 3045 nucleotides long. RefSeq names its product mitochondrial amidoxime-reducing component 1-like. Gene Ontology annotation, biological process: nitrate metabolic process. Gene Ontology annotation, cellular component: mitochondrial inner membrane. The transcript has 7 exons. Lineage: Eukaryota; Metazoa; Chordata; Leptocardii; Amphioxiformes; Branchiostomatidae. Bases 153 to 1151 code for a protein of 332 amino acids. Gene Ontology annotation, molecular function: nitrate reductase activity; pyridoxal phosphate binding; molybdopterin cofactor binding. The record is from RefSeq and is a predicted model, not a curated record.
UUGAUUCGACACAUAAUCCAUGCCUCCUGUCGGCGCGUCAGCAACGUGUUGCUGUAAACUAGUGUUAGUUAAACGGGUUGUUGGUGUCAAGUUUAAGUUUCCUCAACCUGUUGUAGGCUUUGACCGUUAUAUCGUUUCGCCCACUAUAAGUUAUGGGUUGGGACACAAACAUAAAGCUUGCCGUUCUUCUUGGCUCAGCGACAGCUGCAGCCGUAACGUUAGCUGCUGUCUUCCUUUUCAUGAGGGAAAGAGAGAAGAAGAGGAAAACAAGGCAGGGAAGUUACGUAGAAGUCGGGAAGGUGUCCCAGAUCUUCCUGUACCCGCUGAAGUCAGGGCGAGGCUGGGAUCUACAGCAGGCAGAGUCUACAAGGAUUGGACUGAGGCAUGACAGAGUCAGGGACAGGCAGUGGAUGAUAGUAGAUGAAAGAAAUGACUUCAUCACGGCCAGGCAGGAGCGGACGCUGGUCCUGGUGACGUCCAGGCUGGACCCUGAUGGUCACCUGAGUCUGGACGCACCAGGUAUGCCCACCCUGAAGGUACCUGUUGGCCUGACAGAGGGGAUGGUGGUCAAGGCAAGAGUAUGGGGACAGGAAGGGGAGGCCAUUGACUGUGGUGAUGAGGCUGCAGACUGGUGCUCCACCUACCUGAAGAAACCAAACUGCAGGCUGUGCUACUGUGCUGACCACCUCAGGAAGAGGCGGCUGGAAGACGAUGCAGACUACGGAAAUCUGGCCAAACCCGGGGAGGAGGUGGGGUUCCAAGACUUAGGUCAAUACUUGAUGAUAUCAGAAGCUUCCCUGGACAACCUUAAUGCCAAGUUAGAACAGCCGGUCACAAGCAGAAACUUCCGACCAAACAUCAUGGUGUCUGGGUGUGCUACUCAUGCUGAGGAUUCUUGGAAAUUUGUUAAAAUAGGAGAUGCUGAGUUCAGAGCACUUAAACCAUGUACAAGGUGUGUCCUCACAACCAUUGAUCCUGAAACAGGAGUCAGGAUGGGAGCAGAGCCUCUUAAAACAUUGAGGAGGUAUCGUCAAACAUAUGGACCACUCAGAAAGCUGAUAGGCGACACUCCACUGUUUGGGACCAACCUAGUGACAGAGAAGGAAGGGACGAUCCAUGUGGGAGACACUGUGUUUGCCUCAUAUGACUGAGACAAGUCAUGCAGUGCUGCUGCUGAUGCACUGUAAGGAACAUCUGCAUUCCACCAUUCUUCAUUUGAAUGAACUGUUUUAUUUCUAGUUUUAGAAUUUUUCCUGUAUGAGGACUACUCAUCUAAGUCAUUUUGUGUAUUGGCAUCCUUUUUAGGCUUCAUAUUUAUUAGAAAUCAAUGUAGCAAGAGUUCAUAAUAUAUGUAGGCAUGGCUGAAGAUCAGGUCAUCUUUACAGACCCUAAUAUAAUCUUCUUUGUCAUCAUGUUUUAAAUAAAGCCAAGAAAGUGACACAAUCUCCCUGGAGGAAUUUACAGGAUUUUAAUACAACAUACAUGUAUGUGUAAGAUAUGUGAACAAUGUUUACGUACCAGGUUCUGAAUCAGGAUGUAUCAUGAAUUAAGGGUGAGGGAGGUGGUAAGUGCUCCUGACUUCUCUUUAAGUAGCAGAUGACAGGAAAACAUUAAAAGUGCAGAAAACAUGCCCACAGGCAAAUCCAGUCAAACAGGAAAGACGUCUAAAUAAGACAUGAUGAGAACAUCAUAAGGCACUAGAGAACGUGAGGGAAUGGACAGCAGAACUGUAGAAACAUCAUGGAGAUAGUGUUGAAGAUAACGAUAUCAGGAAACUAUCUGAAGAUGUUGCUUCAAGUCUUCUACAACUGCAAGUAAAAAGGCAUAUGGGACAGAUAAAGGACAGUUUUUAAGUUCAACUUGUUACUUUUUACAAUCUCCAGUGUUUGUGAUGGCAAGAGUAACAAUGCUAACAAUUCACAAGGGUAUUUUUAGUUAGUUCUAUUACAUGGUGCAAGUAGACAUCCCAGCAUGGUACACAUCAAAGCAAUUGCAUUCUAUCCCUUUCAGUGACUAUGUACUGUUUUGGCAUUCCACACAGUGAAACCCUUUUCUACACCCUACUGUGUUUGUAAGUACAAGCUACAUAAUAAUUAAUACACAGACUGGGUAGGUAUUUGCACAAAUGGUUUAACCUACUACCUUUCCUACAAUCUUAAGCUAUCCACCUGCAUACUGCAGUAUGUACCUUUUGGCUGUGGAUUAAAUUAUGGUACAACUAAGACUUAAUGAAGUAUACAGACUUUUGCAUAGAACUCUUGAAAAUUAAACAAAUGAUAUCAAUAUCAAUAAAUUAGUAAUAUACAUUAUUUGACAUAAUCAGAAUUAUUGAGGUAAAUAUAAAUCUUUGUAAAAAUUUAAGAUUUCUCUACAAAACUGUGAUGCCAAAAGGGCAGUGGUCUUAUCCAUAGGCAAGGAGUGUUACUAUUGCAUUAAGUGUGACAACUUUAAGUGGAGCAACAAGCUUGGUCUUGUGCUUUCUAUAUGGCCUUAAAGAAUAUCAUUUAUUACAAACUUGUUCAGUGUUGAAGAAGCAUUUACUGGCCUGUCAUAGUGAAAGCCACACAAGCUGUUUCAGCUGAAAUGUGCUUCUGUAUUACUGAAGUACAGAAUCUGAUGUAUCGUCUACAGUGUGGGGAGCAAAAUGUGCAUUUACAGCAAUUACAAGGUCGUUGAAAACCUGAACUGACAAAAUUGUGUACCUUGUCUCUAUGGCUGGUACGUACACACAAAAUUGCAACUUGUGUGAGUCAUGUAUAAAAUAGGUGCUUGGCACAAGUGAAGUGUUUCUCCUUGGCAAAUCAUCUGUUUCCCAGUAUGCUAUCUGUAGUUUUCAUAGACACCAACAUUUUACAAGUGCUUACAAAUGGCUACAGUGAGGACAUGUUUACAGUGCUGGGGCACUCACUUGAUGACAUACAGACUAAACAACGGAGUAAGGACUUAAACUGUCAGUCUGUGACACUACUGUGCAUGGUCUUUUUUCUUAAAUCUUUAAUGGCACCAUACCCAAACAGUGACUAUUUCCUCAGGUGGGAAAAUAUA